Molecule: messenger RNA, 928 nt
Organism: Salarias fasciatus (jewelled blenny)
Lineage: Eukaryota; Metazoa; Chordata; Actinopteri; Blenniiformes; Blenniidae
Product: UPF0602 protein C4orf47 homolog
Exons: 7
Coding region: 2-928 (308 amino acids)
Cellular component (GO): cytoplasmic microtubule; centrosome
Source: RefSeq, a predicted model, not a curated record
GAUGCCAGCAGGAGGGUUGAAGAGUGACAUGGAGCGUGUGGGAGUCUUUAAGGAGAUGAGCUACAUCUCUGUAGGAGACACAUACACUCCAGCCGGCGCUGGCCCGUUCCACGAGUCGGCGUACCGCAGCCGGCAGAUGCAGGCGGGGGUGUCCAGGCAGCGGUGCGCCCUGCAGAGCGGCUUCUUCGACAAGUCCUUCAAGAGGAUCUUCGAACGUGAGGCGCUGAGCGACCCGCUGAAACAGGUCCGGCAGACCCGGCUCCAGCAGGCCAAGAAGAACCUGGGAAAGGCCUUCCUGCCGUGCAACGGCGCCAAGAAGGCCUGUGGUUCAGGUACUUACUACGGAACGCUAUCUGGACCCAUCCAAGCCCUGAGUCCGCAGUCAGUCCCCCGGAAAGCCGAGUCCUCGCCCAGACGCAACAUUGUCACCUCACCGCCCAAGAAAGGCAGCGGUUACAGCUAUCCCAAUGUGACGCUGUCCAAAGUAGAGCUGUACUCCUCAGACCCCUACGACAGGGCCAGGGAGGCUCUGAGGAGGGAAGCAGCAGCUCAUCGUUCAAAGUUGCGAGACGGUCCGUUCAGGCUCAACCUGCACCCCAGAGAAUACUUCCAGAAGAACCCGUACCGCAGUGAGAAGCCCCUCCCAGCCCCCCAGAGGCCCGGCCCCCCCGCUCACAGACCCGUCCCAGUCCCCUUCAAGCCCUCCUCCCCCAGCAAGCGGAUCGGGGGAAUGAAGGCAGGGACCUUCGACUCUUACCCCUCGCACUCCAGCGACCCCUACAUGGUCCGGCGGCCCCAGCAGGCGCCCCCCCGGCCAGCCUUCCACCCCCCUCCCGGGCCGAAGAGCAUGCCCGUCAAGAGCAUCAUCACCGCCAACGUGAACCGGACUGUGCACUCUGCAGAGCUCCCUGCUGUAACCACCCACUGA